This is a messenger RNA of Penaeus vannamei (Pacific white shrimp), 806 nucleotides long. NCBI's taxonomy places the organism in Eukaryota, Metazoa, Arthropoda, Malacostraca, Decapoda, Penaeidae. The record is from RefSeq and is a predicted model, not a curated record.
CAAUGAGACGAAGCUUGGCAGUUGUUUUGGCUCUGGUGGCCGGCGUCGCUCACUGUGACGUCAGCACUAGCUACAGUGCCCCAAGCAGCAACUUUGGAGGCGGCGCAGGAGCCGUAGGAGGAGGCUUCGCCACUGGCGGCCAUGGAUCGUUCGGCGGAGGUUCCAGCGGGGGCAUCGGCGGUGGAGCUUUCGGCGGUUCUUCAGCUGGGUCGUUUGGAGGCGCUGGUGGAGCCGGCGGCGGAGUGAGUGCCACUACCAACGCGCCCUCGACUAGCUUUGGAGGUUCUGGUUCCUCUGGCUUCGGCCGCGGUUCCGGAUCCUUUGGUGGAGCCUCAAGUGGCGGCUUCGGAGGAGGAUCCGCUGGUGGAGUUUCCGGUGGAAGCUUUGGAGGUGGAUCAGUUGGAGGAGCCGCUGUGAGUGCCACCUACAACGCACCCAGCAAUAACUUUGGAAGCUCUGGAGGCUUGUCCAGCGGCGCAGGAUCCUUCGGCGGUGCAGGAUCCCACGGCGGUGCAGGAUCCUUCGGCGGUGCAGGAGUGGGCGGCGGAUCUUUCGGUGGAGCAGGAAUCACAGGUGGAUCCUUUGGCAGCGGUGCUGGUGCUUCUGCUGGUGGAUUAAGUGCAAGCUACAGUGCCCCAAGUACUAACUUUGGAGCUUCCGGAGGCUCUGCAGGAGGACAUGGCUUCGGAGUCUCCUCUUCCGGCUUUGGAGGAGCAUCUGGAGGCUCCUUCGGUGCUGGAAGCUCCUUCGGAAGUGGAGCGGGAAGUGCUGGCGUGUCCAACAGCUACUCCCCCCCACGCGGAUAG